CUAAUUUCUCGGACUUAUUUCGAAAGUUACAACCGGAAGAAGGAGGCUGCGGAGGUUCCGUGGCUGUCUUGCCACUCGUCCUCCAUGCAGACUUGUUAGCAGACCAAAUUCGUCUAGACUCAAACAUGCCUUUCAUCGAGUUACAGAGUAAUUUACCGGCCAGCUCAUUUUCGGAAGAAUUUGUGAAGAAGCUGAGCUCGUGCGCCGCAGCUGCUCUGGGAAAGCCAGCGGAAAGGAUGAAUGUGGUGGUGAAACCUGGGUUGCCGAUGCUGAUUGCUGGCUCCAGCUCUUCGUGUGUGAUGCUGUCCGUGUCUGCUAUCGGCGUGACUGACACUGCUGACAAGAACAAGGAGCACAGCGCCAAGCUCUUUGAGUUUCUGACCAGAGAACUUGGGUUGACGGAAGAAAGGAUUGUUAUUGUGUUCCACGCGCUGCAGCCUCACCAGGUCGGGAAGAAGGGAACCGUCAUGAGCUUCUUGUGAAAGACGUUGUGCUAAUACAUUUCACAAUCCUAAAAGAAGAAGAAGACACUAGAUCAGUAUGAAUCACACAUUGAAGUAAAGAAUAAUUCAUUUACAGGUACUGUAUGUUUCAUAUCCAGGUGCACAUUUGCGGUUCCUAAAGCUGUAAAACAUAAUGUUAAUAACUUCUAUUUGUAUUGAUUAAAAGACGUGUGGCUUUUGUAAUCAUCACUUGUAUUACGUGUUAUUGAAGAAGACAAAUGAGA
Etheostoma spectabile (orangethroat darter) is the source of this 727-nucleotide messenger RNA. RefSeq names its product D-dopachrome tautomerase (gene ddt). Bases 126 to 482 code for a protein of 118 amino acids. Lineage: Eukaryota; Metazoa; Chordata; Actinopteri; Perciformes; Percidae. Gene Ontology annotation, molecular function: phenylpyruvate tautomerase activity. The transcript has 3 exons. The record is from RefSeq and is a predicted model, not a curated record.